Molecule: messenger RNA, 2178 nt
Organism: Malus domestica (apple)
Lineage: Eukaryota; Viridiplantae; Streptophyta; Magnoliopsida; Rosales; Rosaceae
Source: RefSeq, a predicted model, not a curated record
UAUGGAGGCAGAGUAGGCCGAUGGGUCACCACCUUCUCUUCCUAUUUGGAUGCAAUUGCAAAAACCACUCCUCUCUAAAUCUCAUCAAGUCACCAUCUUUAUAUAACAAUCUUUCAACCCUUUUCUGGUUGUAAGUUACUGUUCUUCUUGCCACUUUCUCUCUCUUCCUUCUUUAUCUCUCCUAUGCUGCUUCUGUUCAUAAGUUGUACAGCUUGUCUGUGUUCUUCUGGGUUUAGUGUUUGAUGGAUGUUGAAGCUGAAAAGGUAACAAAAAGUUCGAUUCUGUGUGAUUUUUCUGAACUGGGUUUUUGUUGGCGGUUGGAUUUUUUGUGUACUAAAGGCAAAAGAUUGGAUUUUGAGCUGCUUUCUGAGGUAUUUUUGGUUUAUCAGAUAGUGUGAGUUUUGGGUGUUUUCUGUUUUUUCAUCUUGGGAUCAAAUUUCAUAGCUUUUGGUUUUGAAUUUGGUGUUUUAAUUGGAGAUAGUGGUGAUUGUGUGUAUAGAAAGAACAAAGUUAUGAUUUGUUCAUACAUUUGAGUUAAGUUUGGAUGUUUAGAUUAUGAUCAUGUAAAAUAAUUUGCUGCUGUAAUUUUGUGUAAAUUUGGAUACUGGGAUUGCUUUAUUUGCACAAAAUCUGUGAAAGAUAAGUACUUUUCUUAGUAAGAUUAUCGGAGACAAAUAUAAGAACUAAGUUGCAUGUAAAGUAAGGGUUUUGGUAUAUUUUGCUCAAACGGGGAAAUAUGCAACGGGUUAGAUUGUCCUCCCAGCAGGCGCCGGUACACAAGCUAGGGGAUUCUCAAAUUGCAUUAUCCCCGAAGUUUAGGUUAGCGGUUAUCCAGUCUUCGUUGUUGAAUCCUUCCCCGGCAUUAGAGUUAUCUCUUGAGGAAAACUCCCUCAUUCCUGGCCUUCCUGAUGAUGUUGCACUUAACUGCCUCCUUCGGGUUCCAGUCGAAAGCCACACAGCAGGCAAAGCUGUCUGCAAGCGUUGGCAUCUAUUGUUUGGUAGUAAAGAGCGGUUUUUUACUCGAAGAAAACAAUUAGGCUUCAAAGACCCUUGGCUUUUUGUCUUUGCCUUUCACAAGUGCACUGGAAGGAUUCAGUGGCAGGUUCUUGAUCUCACUAAUUUCUCUUGGCACACUAUCCCUCCCAUGCCCUGCAGAGACAAGGUUUUCCCCCAUGGUUUCAGAUGUGUUUCGAUGCCCCAUGAAGGAACUCUCUUUAUUUGCGGUGGUAUGGUCUCUGAUGUGGAUUGUCCGCUUGACUUGGUCCUGAAAUACGAAGUUCAGAAGAAUCGGUGGACUGUAAUAAAUCAGAUGAUAAGUGCUAGGUCUUUUUUUGCAAGUGGAGUUAUUGAUGGGAAGAUUUAUGUGGCUGGAGGAAACAGUUCAGAUCUUUUUGAGCUUGACUCAGCCGAGGUUUUGGAUCCUGUUAAAGGGAGUUGGCAUCCCAUAGCUAGCAUGGGAGCAAAUAUGGCCUCUUAUGAUGCAGCAGUUCUCAACGGAAAGCUUCUUGUUACAGAAGGCUGGUUGUGGCCUUUCUUUGUCUCUCCUAGGGGUCAGGUUUAUGACCCGAGAGCCAAUAAUUGGGAGAGCAUGGCUGUUGGACUGAGAGAAGGCUGGACAGGUUCGAGUGUGGUGAUUUAUGGCCAUUUGUUUGUGGUCUCGGAGCUUGAAAGGAUGAAGCUUAAGGUUUAUGAUGCGGAUACAGAUUCUUGGGAACCAAUAGAAGGACCCCCUUUGCCAGAGCAGAUCUGUAAACCCUUUGCUGUUAAUGCCUGUGAUUGCAUGAUAUAUGUUGUGGGUAGGAACCUUCAUGUUGCUGUCGGUCAAAUCUCAAGGGUUAGCCAUAAGGGAACUUGCGAGAAGAAGUGGAGCUUUGGUGUUCGAUGGAAUGUGGUUGAUGCGCCAGAUUGUUUCUCUGACUUAACGCCCUCAAGUUCACAGGUCCUGUUUGCUUAGCUGGUCAAUCUCUCGUGUCAUGUUCUGCCACUUUGUAUGUCCUUGAAUAAGUUCUGGUUAAAUAGAAUACCUAAGCUAUAUAAAGCGCAUGGACGUGUGUAAAAUGGCUUUGUGUUAUUGGAAUGUAUUCAAGUAUAUGGUUGUUUUUCCUCUGUUUAUAUGGUUGUUAAUCUUUUGUGUUCUCUUCCUUUCUUUACUUGAUUUCUCAUUGUGUGUUGCGUAUA